Messenger RNA from Gossypium raimondii (Peruvian cotton), 2272 nucleotides. Its product is annotated as LEAF RUST 10 DISEASE-RESISTANCE LOCUS RECEPTOR-LIKE PROTEIN KINASE-like 1.1. The record is from RefSeq and is a predicted model, not a curated record. Bases 87 to 2126 code for a protein of 679 amino acids. Gene Ontology annotation, molecular function: polysaccharide binding; protein kinase activity; ATP binding. Lineage: Eukaryota; Viridiplantae; Streptophyta; Magnoliopsida; Malvales; Malvaceae. Gene Ontology annotation, biological process: protein phosphorylation. The transcript has 4 exons.
CCCACCCACUUUUCCUUUUUAUAAUAAUAUAUUCAUGGUAAACGCUUAUCUUCUUCCCCCCAUCAUCACACUUCCCAGUUUCCCAAAUGAAUCAAAUCCGAUCCAUUCACCUUGCAUCACCUCUCCUCCCGGCAUUAAACUUGGUACUCUUCAGUUUCAUUUUCCUGCCCACAACAGCUUUUGCAGUGGACGAAAGUUUUACCAUCUGCAGAGUGCCCAGAUAUUGUGGUAAGCUAAACAUAAAGUUCCCUUUCUUCAUCCAGGGGCGGGAUGACCCGAGAUGUGGUUAUCCAGGAUUUGAAAUCCAUUGCAGAAACAACACAAAGGCAAUUCUCAGCUUGGGUGAUGGCAACUAUAGCAUCGAUAACAUCUUUUAUACCAACCAAUCUGUCCUCGUUUCCAGAGCUGUUCGUUUUGAGACAGAUUCCAUUUGUAACCAUAAAAUCCGAAACGUAUCCUUGCCUACUGACCACUACCAGCUUCCCCCCGAGAUUACAAAAAUAGUUUUUCUCUUUAAUUGCAACUUAACCUCCUUCCCGAAACUUUCACCGCACAAGAUUGGUUGCCCUGCUGAGAAUGAAACUAAUUCAACGUUGGCACUGUUCAAUAGCGAUCCGCAGCUGAAGUUUGCUUCAGAAAAUUGCAAGGAAAGGGUAGUGACACCUGUGGGUUUUGACCAAGGAGAAGAAUUACCUGUUGAAGGUCCACUGAAUAUAAGUCUACUGAAUAGAGGGUUUGUGUUGAACUUGACAGUGAGCAACUGCACCAUUUGCGAAAAUAGUGGUGGCAAGUGUGGAUUCGAUUAUAGUACCCGCCAUUUCAAGUGCUUUUGCCCCGAUAGGCCUCACGCUUGGCACUGUACUCAUGGAGCAAACACAUUGGGACUGAAGCUGGGACUAGGAAUUGGAGGCUCAGUCACAGUAAUGAUACUGAUAUUGUGCAUCUUUGUGGUCCGGCGUCGACCUUCCUCUUCAAACUUUCUCAGAGGAAAAUCUCCAUCCCAUCUCUCUUCAACAUCUGACCUCGAAAACAACGCUACUGUCUGCUUUGGACUUCCCAUCUUCUCCCAUACUGAACUUGUGGAAGCCACCAAUAAUUUUGACGAUGACAAAGUCCUUGGUGAUGGUGGCUUUGGGACUGUCUAUUUUGGGAAACUCCGAGAUGGGCGAGAAGUUGCAAUCAAGCGACUCUACCAACACAACUACAGACGCCUCGAACAGUUCAUGAACGAAGUCGAAAUCUUGACCCGCUUGCGCCACAAAAAUCUGGUCUCUCUCUAUGGUUGCACUUCGCGCCGUAGCCGCGAACUUAUCCUUGUUUAUGAGUUUGUUCCUAAUGGCACCGUUGCCGAUCAUCUCCAUGGUGAUCAUGCACAGUCCGGUUUGCCUGCAUGGCCUGUUCGAAUGAGCAUCGCGAUAGAAACCGCGACUGCAUUAGCUUAUCUCCAUGCCUCUGAUAUCAUACACCGUGAUGUCAAGACUAACAACAUUCUCCUAGAUGAAAAUUUUUCUGUCAAAGUAGCAGAUUUCGGGCUUUCUCGUUUGUUCCCCAAUGAUGUCACCCAUAUCUCCACUGCUCCACAAGGGACCCCUGGCUACGUUGACCCGGAAUAUCACCAAUGUUACCAGCUUACUGAAAAGAGCGAUGUUUAUAGCUUUGGAGUCGUUCUCAUUGAACUCAUAUCGUCAAUGCCUGCUGUUGAUAUCAACAGGCAUAGGCAUGAGAUCAAUUUGGCAAACUUAGCAAUUAGCAAGAUUCAAAAGUGUGCAUUUGAUGAGUUGGUUGACCCUAAUCUUGGGUACAAAUCAUGUGAACAAGUUGCAAGGAUGACGACUUUGGUUGCAGAGCUGGCUUUUCGAUGUUUGCAGCAAGAGAAAGAACUGCGGCCUUCGAUGGAAGAGGUUUUGGAGGAACUACAGAGAAUAAAAAGUGAAGCUUACGAGUCGGAGAAUGUGCAACAGGAGGAACACUCUGAUAGUGAGGUGCCGAUGAGUGUAGGGCAGCCUCCUUCGCCGCCAAUCGGUGAUCAGAUUGUAUUAUUGAAGAAUAUCCAUCUGCCACCUUCUCCAGUUUCUGUGGCAGAUAAAUGGAUUAGCCAGAGAACUACACCUAAUUCCAGUGAAUGAAUGUUUUUCUUUACUAUGCUGACUAUAUUCAAUUGUCAUUGCCAUAUUAUAGAGGAAAUGUAAAUAGUAAAGGGAGUAGUCAGUAUAUAUUUUUGAACAAUGUUCAUAUUCUGCAGAUCCUAUUUCAGGCUUCCCUGCUUUCUGCA